AACAAUUUCGGUUGUCGUUUUGACGGAUAAUUCUGAUUUCUGAAGCUCCGCAGCAUAGCAUAGAAAGUUAGAGACUAAACUUAAAGAGAAAGAGGUCAUAUUUCUUUUUUGAAUCCGACUUGUCGUUUCGAUGGAUGAUUCUUCAGCGCAUAGAGAUCGCAGGCCAGAAGCACUCGGAGACCUUGGGGUCCUUCCCGAUGAAACCCUCUGCUCAAUCUUAGAGUCUCUCUCUCCCCGCGACGUUGCUCGCCUUGCCUGCGUUAGCAGUGUCAUGUACGUGUUGUGCAAUGAGGAACCACUGUGGAUGAGUCUAUGCCUUAAAGGGGCAUCUGGUUUGCUUCAGUACCAAGGCUCUUGGAAGAAAACUACCCUGCUGCAUAAUGAGAAUCUGCCAGACAAAUACAAAGAGUAUCAACCACGACCACUAUACUUUGAUGGGUUCAACUCUUUAUUUUUGUACAGGAGAUUAUACCGAUGUCAUACCACAUUGGAAUCAUUUCAUGCAGAUGAUGGAAAUGUGGAAAGAAGGAAAGACCUAUCCUUGAAGGAUUUCUAUGACCAGUUUGAUGCAAAGAAACCGGUUAUGCUUACUGGAUUGGUUGAGACAUGGCCUGCCAGACAUAAAUGGACAACUGAUCAGUUGUUGCAAAACUAUGGAGACGUAGCAUUUAAAAUUUCCCAAAGGAGUUCUCGGAAGGUCUCCAUGAAAUUCAAGGAUUAUGUCUCAUACAUGGAAGUUCAACAUGAUGAAGAUCCCUUAUAUAUUUUUGAUGAAAAGUUUGGUGAAGUUGCACCUAGCUUAUUGAAGGAUUAUUCUGUACCUCAUCUUUUUCAAGAAGAUUUCUUUGAUAUCUUAGAUGCUGAACAAAGACCAUCCUAUAGGUGGCUAAUAAUUGGACCACAGAGAUCUGGGGCCUCUUGGCACGUUGAUCCAGCUCUUACUAGUGCAUGGAAUACUCUUCUUUCUGGCCGUAAAAGGUGGGCAUUAUAUCCUCCAGGAAAGGUGCCUUUGGGUGUGACAGUGCAUGUUAAUGAAGAAGAUGGUGAUGUCAAUAUUGAGACCCCGUCAUCACUUCAGUGGUGGCUGGACUAUUAUCCUCUCCUUCCUGAUGAAGACAAGCCAAUUGAGUGUACACAACUACCAGGAGAGACAAUUUAUGUUCCAAGUGGAUGGUGGCACUGUGUUUUAAAUUUAGAAACAACUAUCGCUGUCACUCAGAAUUAUGUGAAUUCAAAUAAUUUUGAAUUUGUAUGUUUGGACAUGGCUCCUGGUUAUCGUCAUAAAGGAGUUUGUCGUGUUGGAUGGCUUGCUUUAGAUGAAGAAACUUAUGAAAAUGUCAGACAGAGCACGACAUGUUAUUCUGAUUUGUCUAGGAAAGAGAAAAGAGCCAAAACUAUCAAAGAUGUAGAUAAUCUAAAUUCUGAAAGUACCGUAAAUGGGGCAUCUAGGAACUAUGGUUUAUGGAAAGAUGGAUUUUCCUAUGAUAUAGAGUUCUUAUCCAUAUUCUUGGAUAGAGAUAGAGACCAUUACCUUUCCCCGUGGAGCGUAGGCAACAGCAUUGGUCAACGAGAACUAAGAGAAUGGUUGUCGAAGCUUUGGAUUCAAAAACCACAAAUGAGAGAGCUUAUAUGGAAGGGGGCAUGUAUUGCACUAAAUGCUGACAAGUGGUUGGAAUGUGCAUCAAAAAUUUGUGCCAUCCACAAUUUGCCUCUUCCCAGUGACGAUGAAAGGCUUCCAGUUGGCUCGGGUAGCAAUCCUGUUUAUCUAGUGGGGAACUCUGUUGUUAAGAUUUUUGUUGAAGGAGGACUGGAAGCUUCUCUUUAUGGUUUUGGCACAGAGCUAGAGUUUUACAGCCUACUUCAUGAAAUCAACUCCCCUCUCAAGAAACAUAUUCCUGGUAUUUUGGCCAAUGGGAUCAUUUAUGUUGAAGAUGGAUCUUUUAACAAUUUAACUUGGGAUGGAAAAGGAGUCCCUGACAUCAUUUCAAAGAGCAAUCUCAUCAAGACAAAAUGUGAUGUUCAUGGUUUCUCAUUUGGGGUAUGGGGCAAGAAACAACUUGAGUAUAAGAAUGCUGGGAUGGAAAUGGAUGGAUCGGAUAGUUUAGCAGGUCACUCAAGUAUAUGGCCAUAUAUGAUAAUGAAACGAUGUGAAGGGAAAAUGUUUGCAGAUUUAAGAGACACACUCUCAUGGGAAGAUGCAACAAACUUGGCCUCCUUCUUAGGGGAGCAGCUGAACCACCUUCAUCUCUUACCACAUCCACCUUUGAAUAUUUCAUCUUUAACAGAUAUUGAACAUGAAUUGAGCUUUACUGGAACCGAUGGUUGUGGUGCAACUGUUAAUUAUAAAUCAAAUACUGCAGCAGAAUGGGGAGUCUUCCUAAGAAACUUAACAAUGAUGCGGAAGAAUGUUUCAAGCCGUUUGACCAAGUGGGGAGAUCCAAUCCCUAGCAGUUUGAUAGAGAAAAUUGAUGAAUAUGUCCCGCCUGAUUUUGUUAAGCUGCUAAACAUAAUUGAGAAUCUCCCAAGGGGUGCUUGUAAACCUUGCUCUUGGAUACACUCUGAUAUUAUGGAUGAUAACAUUUACAUGGAACCAUCUUCGGCUUAUUCUAUCUCAAGUGGGAAUGCAGAAGAUGCUGCCAAGGUAAAUGGUCAUUUGAGCAGCUAUGAUGAAGUGAAAUCCUGGCGUCCUAGUUAUAUCCUUGAUUUCAGUGAUCUUUCAAUAGGUGAUCCGCUGUUUGACUUGAUACCAAUUUAUUUAGAUGUCUUUAGAGGUGAUUCAGAUCUCCUUAAGCGAUUUUUAGAAAGCUAUAAACUUCCUUUUGCAAGUCCCAUAUCAAAGUACGAGUCAACAGAUGGUGGUCAGAAGUAUGCCCGACUUUCAUAUGUUGCCAUGUGCUAUUGUAUUUUGCAUGAUGAGAAUGUGUUGGGAGCUAUUUUUACUAUAUGGAAAGAAUUGAGAUCAGCAAAGUCAUGGGAAGAAGUUGAGCUAACAGUGUGGAGCGAGUUGAACAAUUACAAUGGCUUUCCUUAACUUGUCUAGUAGCCAUAAAUUUAUUGUUCGACAUCUUGUAAAUUUGUAUUAUUGGUUGCCACUUGCCAGUGGCCUUUCAUUGAUUAUAUUCUGUCUAAUAAUUCAACAUAAGUGUAUCCCUUUGCUUCAUGCAAUGUCAAGUCAUUAUAUA
This is a messenger RNA of Arachis duranensis, 3182 nucleotides long. RefSeq names its product lysine-specific demethylase JMJ21. Lineage: Eukaryota; Viridiplantae; Streptophyta; Magnoliopsida; Fabales; Fabaceae. Gene Ontology annotation, cellular component: cytoplasm. The record is from RefSeq and is a predicted model, not a curated record. Bases 131 to 3031 code for a protein of 966 amino acids. The transcript has 16 exons. Gene Ontology annotation, molecular function: protein binding.